AUGUUGUGCUCUGCGGCAAGUUUGAGCAUCAGUAAUGAAAGUCACCCUUCCGUCAGGCUUGAGCAUGGAGGUAACCUUGUUGAAAGACUCUGGCUCAAAAUCAGAGGCGGUGUUGACAAUCAAGUCCAAAGUGUCUGCAUACUUUUCUUCGAAUCCUUCUUCGUUAGUUGCAACGAAAUGAUCGGCACCGAUCUGCGUAGCAAGAGCCUUCUUGCUGUUACUUCUAGAAAUGGCGGUGACCUCAGCACCAAGGGCCUUGGCAAACAUAAUUGUCAUGUGGCCAAUACCACCAAUACCCGAAACACCAACCUUGGUUCCCUUUUUCACGCCGUAGGUGAGCAAUGGACGGAAUCCAGUAAUACCUCCGCAAAGCAUUGGGGAGGCGUCCUCGCUGGCAAGACCUUCUGGAAUUGGGAUGGCAAAUCUGCUGUUCACACGGAUGUGGGAAGCGUAUCCACCCUGAACAAGAGUGCCGUCUGGGUACGAGUGCAAGUAAAGAUGGGUUCCCUUACGACAGCAGUUGGCUUUAUGGUUGUUACAUCUGUAACAUUCACCACAGGAGUCACAUUGAGCUCCAACACCAACUCUCUGGCCGAUCUUGUAUUUGGAGCGAUCAACCUCAUCACCAAGAGCAACAAUCUCUCCAACAAUUUCGUGACCGAAAGCUCUUGGAACAGGAAUAUCACCCCAGUGACCCUUACUCGCAUGCAAGUCAGAUCCACAGAUACCGCAAGAGAUGAUCUUGAUGUCGACGUCUUGUGGUCUGGCUUGGUAAGGCUUGUAGGAGAAAGACUUAGCGUUAGGCCAGUCUUUCAAGUUGAGCAAUCCGAUAGCUUUGAAUUCAGAUGGUGA
Ogataea philodendri is the source of this 852-nucleotide messenger RNA. RefSeq lists its product as uncharacterized. The transcript is spliced from 2 exons. The coding region runs from base 1 to 852 and encodes 283 amino acids. Lineage: Eukaryota; Fungi; Ascomycota; Pichiomycetes; Pichiales; Pichiaceae. The record is from RefSeq and is a predicted model, not a curated record.